Molecule: messenger RNA, 201 nt
Organism: Elephantulus edwardii (Cape elephant shrew)
Lineage: Eukaryota; Metazoa; Chordata; Mammalia; Macroscelidea; Macroscelididae
Product: protein FAM209A-like
Exons: 1
Source: RefSeq, a predicted model, not a curated record
CAUGGCGUUUCCCCCGCCGAGGAGGAUGCCUUCAACACCCUAAACCAGCUCGAGAUGGACCUUGUGAAAUUCGUGUACCGAGUGCAGAGCCUGAAAGUCGCCAUGUCAACGGGCAACAGCCUCAACCUUCAGACCAUAGACCUGCCCUUCAGUGACCGCAAUAUUAUCGUCUAUGAGAUCCGCAAAGAAGACUCCGAGUGA